AUGGAUGCUCAUGCCCAAGGCAACAGCCCCCCUCGUCGGAUCAACUGGCGGGGAAUAAUCACCAAAUGGUUGAAAAUAAUCGCCAAGUGGUGGGGAGCAAUCGCCAUCCUCUCCGUCGGCGCCAUCCUUAUCGUCGUCUUGGCAGCCUUGAUCCUCUUCAAGCAGGUCGUAAUCAAACCCCUCGACCCUGAGUUCCGCCUCCAAUCCGCCACCGUCUCCCUCUUCAACACCUCCGCUGCCGAAUUCACCGCCACGUGGGACGUGAAGUUCAUCGCCGUUAACCCCAACCACAAGCUCAACAUCUCCUACAACAGCAUGAGGGCUGCAAUGUUCUACAAAGCGAACAACAGCGACGGCAACGGCGUCUUGCUCGCAACGAAGCCGGUGCCGCCGCCGUCGUCUUUGAGCCCCAAGGCCGAGACCACUCGCAGUUUCAGAGUCGAAACGGCGUCGGCGUACGUGGGCGAGGACGUGGCGAAGGAAAUCUCGGAGGGGAGAGCUCGUGGGUCGGUGAGCUUUGUGCUCAGGUUGUUGGGUUCGUUUAAGUUUUCCUCGUACUGGACAGAUCCCAGAAAGUUUGAGGCCUCUUGCCACCGGGUCGAGUUCGGGUUUUCCCCGGGAAACUCGACCGGGGCACUGACACUGGGUCAGUCAAGGGUAUGCGGGACUGAUCUGGGAAGUGGUAAGUUUUGUCUUUUCGAUUGA
Messenger RNA from Prunus dulcis (almond), 705 nucleotides. RefSeq lists its product as uncharacterized. Gene Ontology annotation, cellular component: plasma membrane. Lineage: Eukaryota; Viridiplantae; Streptophyta; Magnoliopsida; Rosales; Rosaceae. The transcript has a single exon. The record is from RefSeq and is a predicted model, not a curated record. Bases 1 to 705 code for a protein of 234 amino acids.